AUGCAAGCAGCCAACCUUCUCCAAAAAUCCCUCAAAAAAGGCGAACCCUCCUUCGGAGGCGGGCAAAUGCUCCCCGGAACCAACCUAACCAGAACCAUAUGCCGGUCAGCACGCAACCUCGAAUGGCUCCUCAUUGACCUCGAACACGGCAACAUCUCCGAUGACUCAAUGCAUGAGAUCGUAGCAGCUACCGCAGCAUGUGGAGUCUCACCCAUCGUCCGUGUCGCGGAAGGUCAACCUUGGAUGAUAAAACGAGCAUUAGACUCUGGCGCCCACGGCAUCCUUGUCCCAGUCACCGAUACAGCCGAGGAUGCGAGGAAUGUGGUCCGAUAUUCGAAGUUUCCCCUGUUGGAAAUCGGGGUUUUGAGAGUCUUCUCGCGGUGGAGAAAGAUCACGGGUAUGGAAUACUUACAGCAAGCCAAUGACUCGCUUGUCAUUGCGGUGCAAAUCGAAACAAAAGCUGCUCUGGAAAAUGUUAGGGAAAUUGCUGCUGUCCCGAGUGUUGAUGUUCUGUUUAUUGGGCCUUUUGAUCUCAGUGUCAAUAUUGGUCACCCUAUCACCAACCCUGAGAAAAUGGAUCCUGAGCUCGUGAAGGCUAUUCAGUCAAUUCAUGAUGCUGCCCGGGCGGCAGGAAAGGCUUCUGGAAUUUACUGUGACACCGGUGAGCAAGCGAGGGAAUACUCGAAUAAGGGUUUCCAGAUGAUGAGCGUGAUGACGGACAUGGUGGGGAUGAGGAAGGUGUUCAAGCAGGCCUUUGAUGCUGCCAAAGGAGAUUUAUAG
Molecule: messenger RNA, 780 nt
Organism: Aspergillus oryzae RIB40
Lineage: Eukaryota; Fungi; Ascomycota; Eurotiomycetes; Eurotiales; Aspergillaceae
Product: HpcH/HpaI aldolase family protein
Exons: 2
Coding region: 1-780 (259 amino acids)
Cellular component (GO): cytoplasm
Molecular function (GO): aldehyde-lyase activity
Source: RefSeq, a predicted model, not a curated record